Molecule: messenger RNA, 706 nt
Organism: Mollisia scopiformis
Lineage: Eukaryota; Fungi; Ascomycota; Leotiomycetes; Helotiales; Mollisiaceae
Exons: 3
Coding region: 240-662 (140 amino acids)
Source: RefSeq, a predicted model, not a curated record
CACUUCUGCUGCCUAAAAACUGUGCCGCACACUCUCUCCUUUCAUUGGUUGAUAGAAAGAGAGUUGCAAGUUGAUUGGUUAGGCUGAAGCGUGUAUUGUGUCGCGUUUGUUAAGCGAGGGGGUAUAUAAAGGCUUCAUGAGAGAAAGUCUGUUCUUCUUUCUUUCUUAUCACGGAUUUUUGGUUCUGGAGAAAUUUGGUAUAAUAACAAGUCGAAUAUUGAGAUAUCUUGAUAAGAAUCAUGGGAGGAGGUCCAGAAAACCCGAUGAAAAUGGAGAUGGAUGGUGUUGUUACUCCCCUCAACGAAAGAGUCACCACCCUCACAAUCAACGACGAUCAAGCCACCGCUAUGAGUGUCGGGGAUAACAAAGAAGGUGUCCUCGAUGGCGCAGACACCGAUUCCGAGAUCGAUGUCAUGGAUGUGGUGGAGCAUAAGCAAGAGCUGAUGCGGGAACUGAAAGCCCUUGGUGUCAAGCCUUUGCUCAAACCGGAUUACACUAAGCCGCUUGAUGAGCCAAGUUGGGGGGAUGAGGAUGAUGAGGAGGAGGAUGAUGAUGUGGAUAUGGAGGGUGAGGGUGAGGGUGUUUUGGAUGGCGAGGAUGAAGAGGAGGGCGAUGAGGGCCUGGAGGACGGAGAGUUGGAGGAGCUUAGGAGUGGGAAGUGAAGAGGCUGCGAGGUUGAUUUGAUUGUUGGGAGGUGGUCUGUGGU